UUUUGCUCUCUUCACAGCCCCACGUAGAUCAAGAAGAUGAAGAUGAAUUAGAAGAUGAAGAUGAAGAUGAAGAAUUAGAAGAUCAUCAGCAGCAACAGCAGCAGCAGCAGAAUCAGCUAUCUGGAUUCUCCCUCAGUAGACUCAAUAAAGGACAGUAUUGGAUCCCUACGCCCUCUCAAAUCCUCAUUGGCCCUACACAGUUCUCUUGUCCUGUUUGCUACAAGACCUUCAAUAGAUAUAACAACAUGCAGAUGCACAUGUGGGGGCAUGGCUCGCAAUACAGGCGAGGCCCGGAGUCCCUCAGAGGCACACAGCCCACCGGGAUGCUGCGGCUGCCGUGCUACUGCUGCUCCCCGGGCUGCCGCAACAACAUCGACCACCCGCGCGCCAAGCCCCUCAAGGACUUCAGAACCCUUCAAACUCACUACAAACGCAAGCACGGCAUCAAGCCCUUCAUGUGCAGGAAAUGUGGCAAGGCCUUCGCCGUGCGCGGCGACUGGCGAACGCACGAGAAGAACUGCGGUAAGCUCUGGUACUGCAUUUGCGGGUCGGAUUUUAAGCACAAGAGAUCCCUCAAGGACCACAUCAAGGCCUUUGGCCACGGCCAUGCUGCCUAUACUGCUGCUGCGGCUGCGGCUGGUGAUCGCCAUCAUGGGUUCGAGUUGGAAGACGAUGAACCUGCCUCUGAAGUUGAGCAAGAUUGAGGACGAUUGAGAUGUAUUUGUGUUGUUUGUUCUAAUUUAAUAUGAUGAUAUGGGAGGUGGUUUAGUUUCCCCUUCUGAUCUUCUGUUUCGUUUUAGUAUGUAUGUAUGUAUAAUGUAGUUUUGUUGGGACAUUAUUGUUAUUCUUAUAUGUGUUCACAAAAUCUAGGUGUUUUGAUUUUU
Momordica charantia (bitter melon) is the source of this 884-nucleotide messenger RNA. RefSeq names its product zinc finger protein WIP2. Gene Ontology annotation, biological process: anatomical structure development; regulation of gene expression. Gene Ontology annotation, molecular function: DNA-binding transcription factor activity. Lineage: Eukaryota; Viridiplantae; Streptophyta; Magnoliopsida; Cucurbitales; Cucurbitaceae. The record is from RefSeq and is a predicted model, not a curated record. Gene Ontology annotation, cellular component: nucleus.